UCCAGGCUCCAGACAGGGCAGUGACAGGACAGAGCCUUGGUGGGGAAAGAUGGCCGUCUGUCAGCACCAGAGCCCGGCAGCUGUUUUCCCAGAGAAGGCUGACCCUUCCCGUCCCUGAGGGAAGCCUGGAGCGCUCCCCCUCCCCCGACGUUGGCUGCGACUGAGGCAGUGAGGGCUGGCCCCGCUAGCCUAGCCGUCCUAGCCGUCUUCGGGCCCCACCUCAGAGGCCGUGGGGCUCCAGGCCAAAAAGAUGGCGUGUUUGUAGUUCCUGAGACAUGUGACCGCGGGCCGCCCAGCCGGGCCCUGAGGCUGAGACUGUAAUGGUGAUCGCCUCUCCUCCCUGAGCUCCUUAUCCCUCUCAGAGCCGGCUCUGCCACAGUCCUCUCCUGAAGCCUGUGGAGUCUUCUCACUCGCCGGACGAGCUGGAAGGAAGUCCUGAGAGGGUCCCCACUGCAGCGCAGCAGCCAUGAGCCUGGUGGCCUGCGAGUGCCCUCCUGGCCCUGGCCUGGAGCCUGAGCCUUGCUCCCGAGCCCGGUCCCAGGCCCGUGUGUACCUGGAGCAGAUUCGCAAUCUGGUGGCUCCCGGGGCCUCUGACAUGACCAAGCGUGACUACCUGGUGGAUGCAGCCACACAGAUCCGGCUGGCCCUGGAGCGUGAUGUCAGUGAGGACUACGAGGCAGCCUUCAACCACUACCAGAACGGCGUGGACGUCCUGCUGCGAGGCGUGCACGUUGACCCCAACAAGGAGCGAUGUGAGGCCGUGAAGCUGAAAAUCACCAAGUACCUGCGGCGGGCGGAGGAGAUCUUCACUUGCCACCUGCAGAGGACCCUGGGAGAUGGAGCCAGCCCUGGCACGGGUUUCAGCAGCCUGAGGCUCCGGCCCAUUCGCACACUGAGCUCUGCUCUGGAGCAGCUGAGGGGCUGCAGGGUGGUUGGGGUCAUCGAGAAGGUGCAGCUGGUCCAGGACCCAGCAACCGGAGGGACCUUCGUGGUGAAGAGCCUUUCCAGGUGUCAUGUGGCGAACCGGGAGCGGCUGACCAUCAUCCCGCAUGGCGUCCCCUACAUGACCAAGCUGCUUCGGUACUUCGUGAGUGAGGAUUCUAUCUUCCUGCAGCUGGAGCACGUGCAAGGAGGCACUCUCUGGUCCCACCUGCUCUCCCAGAAGCACCCCCAACAACCUGGGCUCAGGUCUGGCUCCACCCCAGAAAGGACGAAGUCUUCACUCAACUCACCCCUCGGCCUCCAGACCCCAGCGCUGCUCCCCCUGGGCCCCACCCACCUGCAGGACAGGAUCCUUCUGGAGCCUCCACGGACUUCUCGGAGUCUUUCCCCAGCCAGGGAGGCCCCAUCCAUCACUCCAUGGAGAGAGACCGAAGGUGACCCCUCGGCCAGGACCCAUACCUCCUGCCCCUCGGACCUUCUGAAGGCCCCAGGUGGCCGCCUGCACCUCCAAACUGGGCGAGGACCUGGCCAGAGCUCGGACAUGAGGCCCUCUUGGGGGCUCCCUUGGGUUCAUCAGGGGGCUGUCCGGGUGCUGGGGGCCUGUGGCCGAGGCCGAAGCCAGAGCCGCCCCUUAGCAGAUCGGGCCAGCCCGGGGUGCGGCAGGGGUGCCUGGUGUGUGAAGGAAGAGCAGGUGAAGCGGUGGGCUGCCGAGAUGCUGGUGGCCCUGGAAGCACUGCACGAGCAGGGGGUGCUGUGCCGAGACCUCAAUCCCCGGAACCUGCUUUUGGACCAGGCAGGUCACAUCCGGCUCACGUAUUUUGGCCAGUGGUCAGAGGUGGAGCCUCACUGCUGCAGGGAGGCUUUGGACAAUCUCUACAGCGCCCCAGAGGUGGGGGGGAUCUCUGAGCUGACGGAGGCCUGUGACUGGUGGAGCUUUGGGUCUCUGCUGUAUGAAAUGCUGACUGGAACUGCACUGUCGCAGAGCCACCCCUCGGGAAUCCAGCCCCAUACCCAGCUCCAGCUGCCUGAAUGGCUCAGUCACCCAGCGGCCUCUCUGCUGACUGAGCUGCUGCAGUUUGAUCCUGCCCGGCGCCUGGGUGUCAACAAGCUCAAGGCCCACCCCUUUUUCAGCACUACCCAGUGGAGCAAACUGGUGGGGGGCAAGGACGUUUCCAACUGUGUCCCCACUACCAACAGCACCUAGAGAAUGGAGCUCGAGGACCACUCCAGAUGAAGGAGCAAGCCACCUCAAUUCCAUGGUCUUCACACUUUACUUUGUAUCAAUCAUCUGCAGUUUCUGCUUCAUUAGGUCUGAGAAGGGGUCAAAGAAUUCUGCAUUUCUAACAAGUUCCCAAAUGAUGCGGACAAACACCAUUUGAGGAUCAAUGCCUUAGCUAUUAAGGAACUAAGAGAUGGGACACCUGGAUGGCUCAGCAGUUGAACUUUACUUUCACCUCAAGGCGUGAUCCUGGGGUUCAGGGAUCAUGUCCCGCAUCAGGCUCCGUGAGGGAAGCCUGCUUUCCUCUGCCUGUGUCUCUG
This is a messenger RNA of Canis lupus familiaris (dog), 2481 nucleotides long. It is a transcript of the gene RPS6KL1, whose product is annotated as ribosomal protein S6 kinase like 1. The record is from RefSeq and is a predicted model, not a curated record. Lineage: Eukaryota; Metazoa; Chordata; Mammalia; Carnivora; Canidae. Gene Ontology annotation, molecular function: protein kinase activity; ATP binding. Gene Ontology annotation, biological process: protein phosphorylation. The transcript is spliced from 13 exons. Bases 467 to 2146 code for a protein of 559 amino acids.